AUGAGUUCUGUUUGCGAUGUGCGGUUUGAUCAAACUACAAAGGCAUUCAAUGAUUACCGUCAAGAUCUCAGCGAGUCCGGCAUAUCUUUGAUGACUUGUUUCGAGAAGAAUAAGACGAGUAGGAUAACCAUCGAGGAUAAGAUACAAUAUUUCAUCAGACCACGCAGUAUAGAAGACCAGAAUUCACUGAGAAACGUGAAGGUCACAUCAGCGCAACAAAUCGCACUCAUGGCCAACCACAGGGCGAUGCAAGAGAUGAGCCGUCUCGAAGACCUGCAACUGCAGCGCGAGCUCAAGCAAAGCGUCCUUGAAUACAUCAUCGACUUGUACCAAUCAGCCUACCCCAACAACCAUGGCUUCUCCAUCCUCAUCUGCCGCCACGUAUUUGACCGCUCCUCUUCCAUCCCCGCUGCUGCCGCCUUAGGCCGCCGCAACGAUAGAGCAGACGAGUUUAUCAUGAUCCGCGCGGUUACACUCAGCGAGCCCGGAACGAAGAAGUGGACGCUCGUGGCUGAGAGCAGCAGGGCGUGCUUCGGUAUCGUACCUGCGUUGCAAGAGUUUUCCAAAGACUUGGAGCGCCAGAUGGGCAACAUGACGGCUUCGAUGAUGGUGGACAAGAAGAGACAGCGGAAUGAGAGGGAUGAGGGCUCAAUUGAUCAGGGUGAGUACAUGUCAGGACGUUCGCGCAAGAGGCAGAGGGAGAGAUCAUGA
Messenger RNA from Alternaria novae-zelandiae, 711 nucleotides. RefSeq lists its product as uncharacterized. Bases 1 to 711 code for a protein of 236 amino acids. The transcript is spliced from 4 exons. The record is from RefSeq and is a predicted model, not a curated record. NCBI's taxonomy places the organism in Eukaryota, Fungi, Ascomycota, Dothideomycetes, Pleosporales, Pleosporaceae.